AUGUCCGAAUAUUCGACGUCUAUUUACUGCCCCAUCUGCGGCGGUCCAACAUCCAGUCACUCAACCGAGCCAGCCAUUGAUUAUCUGUCUGAGCCCAGCAUCGACUCUGAUGACGACAGGGGCUGGUUGGGCAAAGUCAAGCUUAUCACACAGAACCGCAAGUCAGGAAGCGUUUUCAUUGUGCCUCGUGCCGAGCAGGAGGAGGCGAACGACUUCAAUGUUGAUUUUCUGGAGAACAAUAGGAUAGUUCGCAAAGAUGUGAACAUGAUGACGGUAUAUAAACUCGGAAGUGGAGACCCCUUAGUGUUUCCUUUCCAUGCAGACUGUUACGAACUUCUCGGAAAGGUCGUCAAGCCGCAAAAGGUUGACAACGCGGCCUUUUACCGAGUUCUGAAAUCUCAUCUUCCAUCCCCGUACCGGCUACCAAAUGCCUUGGACUUUAACUAUGGCAAAUUGAAGAGAUAUCAGAGCGAUGAGUGGGAGACUGCCCCCGGGAUAGAGUAUGCUGUCGCAUCGCCAGUUUCCAUCGAGAACGUCACCUCCAUUAUCGAGAAGGUUUUGAGGAAAGCUAACAAGUCCAAUGUACAAGACUUUCAAUCCGACGUACCAGCUGGGCCAUCUUCUGAUCGCGGUCGUUCCCAAGACGCGCAGGCUGGCCCGCAUCAGUCCUACAGAACUGCCCCAUACUACAAUGAACAGGGACGAAGGUCCACAACGAAACCAGCGAAAGAGGCAGAAUCGGCAGAAUGGACUAAACAGAUAUUCCGUGCCAGGGAUAUUCCUGACACGGAAUGGGAAAGGAAAUUUACCAGGGAAUUCGCCUGGAUACGCGAGUUUCUUCCACCCAAGGAGGAGAUUGAGCGGCGCCAUGUUGAUAGGUUCUUGUUUUGCGAGGCCAUCUUUGACCUAGGCGGUGGUCGCGGAUUCAAUACUCCUGACUACCGAGAUACGCUGCGGGGCUUGCACAAUCGUCGCCGCAUCUGGCAAUUAUGUUCGACGAUAGUCGUGGAGUAUAUACUUCACUCCCAACCGCACAACGCACAAAGGUCCGAAGCGAGCUCUUCACCCGAGACCACGAGAUCCACGACGGCCAGCUCAGUACCUACGAGCAUGCCCUCCAUGGACUUCUUCAGAAGGCCUAUAAAAGGUAGCAAACCUUGGCCCUGUGAGCCCAACGAGCUGAGAAGCAGGUCUCCUAUCGAAGCCUCUUCCAUAGAGACCCUGACUCUUGCCGCUCGCGAUAGCGAUCUGAACAAUGCCGUCCGUAUCGGGGUCGACGCAAAUAUGCAACGUUUCGAGAUUCACUUUGAAGAAAAUGGACGAAAAUGGAGUCACUGCAUUGGUCCUCGUAGCAGGGCUAUGCAGUACCUCUACUUCGACAAGUCGUCGGCCGUCCCUGACAGGAUCAUACAAUGCUAUGUGACCAUGAAGCACAACAUCCCCGUCGGUUUACGUCUUUUCAGCACCAAAGGUCAAGUGAUCACAGCUGGAAAGCCUGGGAAUGACGAGAUAGCGUAUCCGAGGGAAGAAGAUGAGGAAGGGGGCUGGCUGACUGGAACAUUCUGCCAGUGGUCGGAUCGCGAUUCUCCGGGCGCCAAGCUGGCUUCUUUCGGCGUUUAUUUCGCUCAUGACUAG
Messenger RNA from Fusarium tjaetaba, 1635 nucleotides. RefSeq lists its product as uncharacterized. Bases 1 to 1635 code for a protein of 544 amino acids. The transcript has 4 exons. NCBI's taxonomy places the organism in Eukaryota, Fungi, Ascomycota, Sordariomycetes, Hypocreales, Nectriaceae. The record is from RefSeq and is a predicted model, not a curated record.